Messenger RNA from Brienomyrus brachyistius, 1035 nucleotides. RefSeq names its product cilia- and flagella-associated protein 251-like. The coding region runs from base 36 to 956 and encodes 306 amino acids. NCBI's taxonomy places the organism in Eukaryota, Metazoa, Chordata, Actinopteri, Osteoglossiformes, Mormyridae. The record is from RefSeq and is a predicted model, not a curated record. The transcript is spliced from 2 exons.
UUUCGAAUAAGACACAUCUCAUCUCAUCUCUCAAUAUGAAGUGGAUUUUUCUCAAUUGCUUUAGGCCGCCAGCGGUACCAAAGGACGCUGGAGAAGCUAUAAAAGCAAAGGAGGAAAGAAAAAAGGAUAAAGAAGGAAAGAAAAAGAAACCCUGGCUGAAGAAGCUUUUUACAAAAAAAGGGAAAGGAAAAAAGGCAAUGGUGGUGGAUAGCCAGACAUUGGCGAUGGAGGACAGCCAGACAUUGGCGAUGGAGGAGGAUAGCCAGACAUUGGCGAUGGAGGACAGCCAGACAUUGGCGAUGGAGGACAGCCAGACAUUGGCGAUGGAGGACAGCCAGACAUUGGCGAUGGAGGAGGAUAGCCAGACAUUGGCGAUGGAGGAUAGCCAGACAUUGGCGAUGGAGGACAGCCAGACAUUGGCGAUGGAGGACAGCCAGACAUUGGCGAUGGAGGACAGCCAGACAUUGGCGAUGGAGGAUAGCCAGACAUUGGCGAUGGAGGAUAGCCAGACAUUGGCGAUGGAGGACAGCCAGACAUUGGCGAUGGAGGAAAGCCAGACAGUGGAGGUGAAGGAGGAGAGCCAGGCAAAGGUGGAGAAGGAGGAAAGCCAGAAAGUGGCGGUGAAGGAGGAGAGCCAGGCAAAGGUGGAGAAGGAGAAGUACAAGGCAAUGGAGGAGGAGGAGAAGUACAAGGCAAUGGAGGAGGAAUACAAGGCAAUGGAGGAGGAAUACAAGGCAAUGGAGGAGGAAUACAAGGCAAUGGAGGUGGAGGAGAGCAAGGCAAUGGAGGUGGACUUGAGCAAGGCAAUGGAGGAGGAGUACACAGAAAUGGUGAAGGAGGAGUACACGGCAAUGGUGGAGGAGACGUACAAGGCAAUGGUGGAGGAGACGUACAAGGCAAUGGUGGAGGAGACGUACAAGGCAAUGGUGGAGAAGAGCAAAGCCGGUAGUGGAUGAGACAGUCAGUGUUCUAUGUUCAAUCAGUACUACUGAAAAAUGUGUAAAUAAUUGUAAAUAAAGCAUUAAAAACGAAAAA